This is a messenger RNA of Numida meleagris (helmeted guineafowl), 3882 nucleotides long. RefSeq names its product PPARGC1 and ESRR induced regulator, muscle 1 (gene PERM1). Gene Ontology annotation, cellular component: cytoplasm; nucleus. The record is from RefSeq and is a predicted model, not a curated record. Lineage: Eukaryota; Metazoa; Chordata; Aves; Galliformes; Numididae. Bases 718 to 2826 code for a protein of 702 amino acids. Gene Ontology annotation, biological process: regulation of DNA-templated transcription; response to muscle activity. The transcript is spliced from 4 exons.
UGCGUCUGCGAGCACGUGCGGGGAGCAGGGGGAGCAGGGUGCAGCCAGAUCAGACAGCAGACAGGGCGGGCAGACAGGCAGCAGCCUUCCUCCCUUCCCCCUGUUCCACUGGCCCCUCUCCCCACGUGUGUCAGCCCGCAGGGUGCACAGGGCCGCGUGCUGCUGCGUGGCCGUGCAGUGCGUGACGGCAGCCGCGCAGGGGAGCUUCCACCCUGCAGGACGGGGCUGCAGCUGGGGCAAGGCAGCAGUUCCCGGCUAUUUCUGGCUGCUGGGACUAUUUCUGGUUCUGGUUGCCAUCCCGUGGCCGCUCACUUCCCCUGUGCUCACUCUAUGAUCCCACUGAUACUCUCCAUGACCCAUCCAUGGGCCAUCCCAUGGGGCUGCGAUGCCCAUCCCAUGGGGCUGUGAUACCCAUAGGGCUGCAAUGCCCAUUCCAUGGGGCUGCAGUGCCCAUCCCGUUGGGCCACAAUCCCACAGACCCCAUAGAGCACAGGGCAGCGACGUGCUGCCUGCCACCUCGCCUCUGCCCCAGCAGCUUCUAAAUAAGGAGCUGCCCUCCCUGCAGCUCAGGUGACACGGGGACUAUUUUUAGCGGUGAAUGGAGCGGAGCUGAAGCUCUCUGCCCCCGUCAAGGGUACGGCAUCAUGUUGUGCUGGGGGGAUUUUCCUGCGCUGCUCUCUGAAUGGCUCCAUCACCACCUGGGGCUGUGGCACAGGCAUGGAUAACUUCGAGUACAGCAUCCAGCUGAACGACUGCGACUGGGCCGAGUUCUUGAGGGCAGUGGAGGAAUGCAACCAAGCGCCGGCCGCCCUGGCCACAGUGGAGGAGCAGUGCCUCAGUGACAUUGAGCAAGGGGACGGCGUGCCCGCUCCGGGCAGCACCAGGACAGGCGCCGAGCCAGGGCUUGGCAAGGCGAGCUGCUCCCCACGUGGGCUGUGUGGAGAGGACGAAGCGGAUCCGUGCUCAUCCAUUCUCCGUGAAGGCAAGCAGCCCGUCUGCCCGCUGCUUGCUGCCAUGCCCAGCACGCAGGGCAGGCAGCCGCCCUGUCCUCCUGCAGCCAAGGGCAUCGCAGGGCAGGAUGCAGAAUCAGGAGAAGGAGCUGCUGGCAGCGGGGCUAUGGAGUGUGCUGGGCACCCCGCUGUGCCCCGUGCCCAAGGAGAGGACGCCAGUAUGGAGCAGUCCUGUGGGAGACCAGCGGCAGCACAGGGAGGUGCCCAGGAGGCUACUGCGUGGAAAAGCCAUGGUGGAGAGCCGGGACCCCCCCAUGAGCACCCUGCUGCAGAGCUUGGAGACAAAUCAGCCAGCCAGCCUGGCGUCCCUGAGGUGGUGAGACCCAAAGUGCCAUUGUCGGCGAGGAAGAGCCGCAAGCAGCGUGGAGCUGGUGGCGCCGAGGUGACCCCUGGGGACAAAGAGCCGGCGGGGAGCCCAGCACAGGGCGUCACGACACCCAGCAGGGCCCCCUCAUCCUCCCCACUGGCCUCGAGGAAGAGCAAAGGGAAGGAGAAGGCGGCCAAAGCAGCACCCAUAAGGCUGAGCAGCGAGGAGGCUGCGGAGGGCAAACAGCUGGCGGGCAGCCCUGGUGCGGAGCUGGGAGAUGUCCCCCCCAGCGUGUCCCCAAAGCUGAAGGCGAAGGAGCCUGGGGCACAGUCACCAGGGAAGGCGAGGGCCACCAAGCUGGCCAGGCAGGCAGGGGGCUCAGGAGCACGUGAUGCUGUGCCAGUGGUGGUCACCACAUCAGUGGUUGUCUCCACACCGGACACCAUGCCAGUGGUUGUCACCCCACCAGUGGUUGUCACCCCACCAGUGGUUGUCACCGCGCCGGUUGUUGUCACCACACCAGAUACCAUGCCAGUGGUUGUCACUGCACCAGUGGUUGUCACCGCACCAGUGGUUGUCACUGCACCAGUGGCUGUCACGGCACCAAUGGUCGUCACUGCUCCGGGAGUGCUGUGCCAGGAGGGGAAGGUUCUCCGUCCCCAGAGUGUGGAUACUGCUGCUGGGGGCUGCAGGGAGUUCACAGCCAGUCCCCCCCAGGAGAUGGGCCCCCUGAGAUUCACAGUUGGGGGCUCUCCCAGGGCAGACACCCUGGAUGUGACGUGGCCCGAGAUGUACGACUAUUUGUUCUGCGACUCCCAGGGGGAAGAAGAAGCAACAGAGAAUGCGGUGGAGGGUGAGAAAACACCCUUGGAAAGGGAAAUAUCCUUGCCUGAACUGUAUGAGUAUUUUUUCAAUGAACCUGAAGGAAGCAGGAAAAAAUCCAAGCGUAAGCAGAGGAAGAAGAAGGAGUUCUUUGACUUGCACCACGCUGAGCUGCAAAAGGAGGAUCCCGAUGUGGCUGCAGCCAAAGAGCCCCUGGUUGCCACGGUGCCCGAGCUGUAUGAACACUUCUUCCCUGAUGGGCCCCGGCACAGGGGGGGCUGGAGGGGAUUUCUUUUCUCCUCACCAGCCUCCGAGGUGAGGAAAGCCAUGGGGGCUCUGAAGUCCAUCCUGCAGAGGCCAAAGCAGCGUGGUAUAACCCAAGCACCCACCUCCCCAUCGCUGGUGCGGAGAGGGUCCCAUCUUGCCUUGGUGCCGCUGGGAGGGGGUCCCGAGCACCCACCGGCUUUGGAUAUGGCCCUUGCACUGAGAGGCAGACCCGAGGCCCCGCUGUCGCUGACCCACAAGGACAUGUGCCUCGUCUUCUGUGCCUUUGCCUCCUGGGCAGUGAAGACCUCUGACCUGCAGGCUCCGGAUGCCUGGAAAACCGUGUUCCUGGCGAGUUUUGGCACGCUGUCUGCCAUCCGCUACUUCCGACGGCAGGUCAGGGAAGGACAGCCCCGCACCUAGCCCCGGCGUGCCACGUUCCCAAGGACAGCUGAGGAUGGGCACCUUGUUCUUGGGCAGCAUGAGGAGCCCAGAGCCCAGCACCACGACUUGCCAGGUGCCCAAAGGGGACAGGAGGUCACGGGGAGCAGGAUCCUUCCAGUGACAACACGGUAGGCGGUUUGUACCUGCACUGGACAGAAGAGGAGCCCGGCGUGGGCUGGCUCUGUUCUUUCUUUGCACACUUCUUUCAUAUUUGUGCCACCUGCUAGGAGCAGGAUUGGCGUCCGACCUCCCCGUGGAGGUCAUGCACUGGCAAAACACUGAGAUGGACAGCAAAAAAAAGAACCAAACAAACAGAAAAGGUGCUUCAUGUCCUACAGAAGGGAUUGGGGCUGAGCACUGGGAAGAGCCCUGGCAAGGACAGGAGCGUGUUGGAGAGGGCAUGGGGAUUGCACAUUUGGCUCCAGUGGCUGCCAGCCCCGGGGUCUGCUUGUUCCACUGCUGCUCCUGUCCUGGGGACAUGGAGUGGAAGGAGGAGGAGGGUGAGAGUGUGACCUUGUGGGGGAGGAGGGAGUGAGACCCAGCGGGGUGGGAGGCAAAAACAAAGCAGGUUUUGUCUCUUCCCUGCCUCUAGAGCCUUCCUGGUCACCCAAGGGCAUUAUUCGAGAAGGUUUUCUGCACUUGCAAGUCUGCAAACAGCACAAACAUGAGGUUGGGCAAGCACUUAGGGACAAGACCCACAAAGGUACUGGGGAAAUCUGCCCCAAAAUCCCAUGUGGGUCUGCCUGGGAGCUUUAUAGGAGCAGCCUGAGGCAAUAAGGGGCAAGAAGAAGAGGUUCCGCUCUUCCCUUGCAAUGCAACGUGCCAUGUGUGGGUUGUACUGAAGACCAUAAAUGCAGAGCAGAGAGCACACCGUGCAGCUGUGCAGUGGGAUGCAUAGCAGCAAGUGGCGAGGGAGAGGUACCAGCUCUAUAUGGACUGUGUAGGAGCUGUAUGUUGGGUAUGAGGAGUUGUGUGGAGGAAGAGAACAGACUAAAUAUGCUGGAAGCUUCUAAUAAAGAUCUAUCUCCUUCAGUA